CUGGCGGCGGAAGCGGCCGGUGGCCGACUAACCAGGGCACCAUGGCGGCUGCGGCUGUCUCCCCGGCGAUGAAGCGACUGGAUCUCCGCGAUCCCGCGGCGCUUUUCGAGACUCAUGGGGCUGAGGAGAUCCGCGGGCUGGAGCGCCAGGUUCGGGCCGAGAUCGAGCACAAGAAGGAGGAGCUGCGGCAGAUGGUGGGCGAGCGGUACCGCGACCUGAUCGAGGCGGCCGACACCAUCGGACAGAUGCGCCGCUGCGCCGAGGGGCUGGUGGACGCCGUGAAGGCCACCGACCAGUACUGUGCCCGCCUCCGCCAGGCCGGCUGGCCGCGGCCCCCACGCGCCCCGCAGCCACAGCCACCAUCCCAGGAGAAGUUCUACAGCAUGGCUGCCCAGAUCAAACUACUCUUAGAAAUUCCUGAGAAGAUCUGGAGCUUUAUGGAGGCCUCUCAGUAUCUCCAUGCUACACAGCUCUACCUGCUUUGCUGCCACCUUCACAGCCUGCUUCAGCUGGAUUCUUCUAGUUCCCGAUACAACCCCAUCCUUUCCCGAUUCCCUAUACUCAUCCGGCAGGUAGCAGCAGCCAGCCACUUCCGAUCAACCAUUCUACACGAAAGCAAGAUGUUACUUAAAUGCCAAGCUGUGUCCGACCAAGCUAUAGCUGAGGCCCUCUGCUCUAUAAUGCUCUUAGAGGAGAGUUCUCCCCGCCAAGCCCUGACAGACUUCCUGUUGGCCAGAAAGACAACUAUUCAGAAACUUCUCAACCAGCCACACCAUGGUGCUGGCAUCAAGGCCCAGAUUUGCUCCUUGGUGGAGUUGCUGGCCACCACUUUGAACCAGGCUCAUGCCCUUUUCUACACUUUGCCAGAAGGUCUGCUGCCAGAUCCAUCACUGCCAUGUGGCUUGCUCUUCUCUACUCUGGAGACUAUCACAGGCCAGAAUCCUACUGGAAAGGGCAUCAGUGUCUUGAGAGGGGAGAUGAAGCUCUGCAGCUGGUUCAGAUACCUGCCAGCAUCUGUCAUUGAGUUCCAGCCAGCACUCCGAACCCUUGCACAUCCCAUCAGCCAGGAAUACCUGAGAGAUACGCUGCAGAAAUGGAUCCACAUGUGUAACGAAGACAUUAAAAAUGGCAUCACCAACCUGCUUAUGUAUGUGAAGAGCAUGAAGGGUCUCGCAGGGAUCCGAGAUGCCAUGUGGGAGUUACUUACCAAUGAGUCCGCCAAUCACAGCUGGGAGGUGGUGUGUCAGCGGCUUCUGGAGAGGCCACUCUUGUUCUGGGAGGACAUGAUGCAGCAGCUCUUCCUGGACCGGUUACAGACUCUGACAAAAGAAGGCUUUGAAUCCAUCUCCAGGAGCUCCAAAGAACUCCUGGUCUCAGCUUUGCAGGAGCUUGAGAGUAGCACCAACAACUCCACAUCGAAUAAGCACAUCCACUUUGAGCAGAACAUGUCUCUCUUCCUCUGGUCAGAGAGUCCCAGUGACCUGCCUCCAGAUGCUGCCUGGGUCAACGUGGCAAACCGGACUCAGUUCACCAGUAGUGGCCUCUCAAUGAAAGCCCAAGCUGUUAGCCCUUGUGUGCAGAACUUCUGCUCUGCCCUGGACUCCAAACUGAAGGUUAAAUUGGAUGACCUCCUGGCUUACCUUCCCUCUGAUGAUGUGCCUCUGCCCAAGGAUACUGUCCCCAUGCAGGCCAGGAACUCUGCCUUUGACAGAUACGCAGAUGCUGGGACUGUGCAGGACAUGCUACAGACUCACUCUGUGGCAUGCAUCAAGCACAUCAUGGAUUGCAUCAAGGUGGAGCUGCAGAACAUCGAGGAAGUUGUGCAGAGCCAGCAGGAUGUCCUCCAAGGCACCAAGCUGCAUGCAGUCCUUUUCAUGGCCAGACUCUGCCAGUCUCUGGGAGAACUGUGCCCCCACCUGAAGCAGUGUAUUGUGGGAAAGUCCAGGAGCUCUGACAAACCAGCAAGGGAGGCUAGAGUCGUGAAAAGGCCGGGGAAGGGCAAAGCUCAGGAAAUCCUUCCUGUGCAGGCCAAGUGGCAAGAGGUUAAAGAUGUUCUCCUCCUGCAGAGUGUGAUGGGCUACCGGGUCUGGAGCUCAGCAGUUGUGAGAGUUCUGAUUCAUGGAUUCACCCAGUCAUUGCUUUUAGAUGAUGCUGGCUCAGUCCUGGCCACAGCCACCAACUGGGAUGAACUAGAAAUUCAAGAGGAGACAGAGUCUGGCAACAGUGUCACAUCCAAGAUCCGACUUCCUACACAGCCAUCCUGGUAUGUGCAGUCCUUCCUCUUUAGCUUAUGCCAGGAAAUUAAUCGGGUUGGAGGUCAUGCCUUGCCAAAGGUGACGCUGCAGGAGAUACUGAAAAGCUGCAUGGAUCAAGUGGUAGCUGCCUAUGAGAAACUUUCAGAAGAAAAGCAGGUUAAGAAGGAGCGGCCUCUCAGCAGGGUGGGAAUUCACUUGCAGAGAGAAGGUGCAUUCCCAGUAACCCAGAACCGGGCACUACAGCUCCUCUACGACCUGCGCUACCUCAGCCUUGUUCUAACAACCAAGGGUGAGGAGGUGAAGAGUGGCCGAAACAAACCCGACUCCAGGAUUGAGAAAGUGACUGACCACCUGGAGGCACUCAUCGAUCCAUUUGACCUGGACGUCUUCACACCACACUUCAACAGCAACCUCAACCGCCUGGUGCAGCGAACUUCUGUUCUGUUUGGCUUGGUUACCGGCACAGAGAGUCAGUUCACCCCCCGGAGCAGUGCAUUCAACUCCCAGGAACCCCACAACAUACUGCCAUUGGCAUCAAGUCAGAUCAGGUUUGGACUUCUUCCACUGAGCAUGACAAGCACUCGGAAGGCCAAGUCAACCAGCAGAAGUAUCGAAACAAAAGCCCAGGAUGCCUCCAUUAAGCCUGCAGGAGUCCUCCUGGGUAUUUCUGAAUUGUGUUGUGUAUGCGUGUGUUUGAGAGUUCACACAGCCUGUCUUCUUACAGCAUUUAGUUGUUGUUUGCUUUAUUGUUAGACAAAACAUUAGCAAUGUGUCCUUUCCGUAUUCCCUGUCAUUAAAAUCUGGUUUUUAAAAUCUGAGAGACAGUAGAUUAAAAAAGAAAGGUCAAGUUCUUGCCAAAACCCCGUGCCCCAUCAGCAUGGCCUUUGCUAUAACGUCCUCCAUACUACAUUUCCACAGCACGCAGCUGGCCUUUAAAGUCUGUCCCUGCUAGAGGAACAGCCCAUGGAAGGGAGGUAUGCGUGUGUUCUUUCCCUAGGACAAUCCUCAUUCUCAGAUUUUAGUUGUUACAUAAUGAAAUCCUGUGCUGUUCCAUGUCGUUUUCCAAUCCUAACAAACAGCAGAGUCCUCUUAGUGGAGUCAUCCAUGCUUCUCAGCUCUGCUAUACUUGUGUGGCCUCCGAGUGGAAUGGAGUGUCAGGGGAGAGGGCAGGUGGCUUCCGGUGGACUCUAAGGCACUUCCUCUACUUCCAAUGGCAGGUUGGUCCCCCGGAACUCUCCAGAGCAGAUGACCCGAUGCAUCCUGGCUCCUUAUUCAGACAGCUCGUCAGCGAGGAAGACGACUCAUCUGCAUCUUCAUUAUUCAAACUUGGCUGGCUCUCUAGUAUGACUAA
This is a messenger RNA of Sciurus carolinensis (gray squirrel), 3606 nucleotides long. It is a transcript of the gene Cog1, whose product is annotated as component of oligomeric golgi complex 1. The transcript is spliced from 14 exons. NCBI's taxonomy places the organism in Eukaryota, Metazoa, Chordata, Mammalia, Rodentia, Sciuridae. Gene Ontology annotation, cellular component: COG complex; Golgi apparatus. Bases 42 to 3008 code for a protein of 988 amino acids. Gene Ontology annotation, biological process: intra-Golgi vesicle-mediated transport. The record is from RefSeq and is a predicted model, not a curated record.